Messenger RNA from Daucus carota subsp. sativus, 4651 nucleotides. Its product is annotated as regulatory-associated protein of TOR 1. The transcript has 23 exons. The record is from RefSeq and is a predicted model, not a curated record. Gene Ontology annotation, cellular component: cytoplasm; TORC1 complex. Gene Ontology annotation, molecular function: protein-macromolecule adaptor activity; protein binding. Lineage: Eukaryota; Viridiplantae; Streptophyta; Magnoliopsida; Apiales; Apiaceae. Bases 198 to 4250 code for a protein of 1350 amino acids. Gene Ontology annotation, biological process: positive regulation of cell growth; cellular response to starvation; cellular response to amino acid stimulus.
AUGUGUUCCAAAGUAGACCAGUGCUCUGUAAAAACACACAUUGUUUUUAUCACAAUCCCAAAUUCAUCCAUAUCACUUCAAAACAAAGGAUCAUCAUCUAGGGUUUCUUUCUUCACCGGAGCUCCACCACACACCUCAACUUUACAGCAUCUUUAUCCAGGGUUUAUGUUUGUUACCGAAGUUGAGCUGGCUCACUUAUGGGCGAUUUGAUGGCGCCUCGAAUUUCUCAAUCUCUAGUUCCAACUCACUUGGAUGAAUUUGAUUUUGUGGAAAUUGAUAAUUCUAGAGAUGUUGAUGCCGACGAUGAUGUUGAUGAUGCUGCUCCUGCUGCUUUGAUGGUUACUAGUAUGGCUUAUUUGCCGCAAAAUAGUGUCUUGUGUGAACUUAGACAUGAGGCUUUCGAGGCUUGUGUUUCGUCUGGUCCCUUGGAUGUUGGUUUGGUAUCGAAAUGGCGGCCUAAGGAUAGAAUGAAAACUGGCUGUGUUGCUCUCGUUCUAUGCUUAAAUAUUACCGUCGACCCCCCUGAUGUAAUAAAAAUAUCACCUUGUGCCAGAAUGGAGUGCUGGAUUGAUCCAAAUUCUAUGGCUCCUCAAAAAGCGUUGGAAACAAUUGGAAAAACCUUGAGUUAUCAAUAUGAAAGGUGGCAUGCAAGGGCAAAGUACAAGAUACAGUUAGAUCCUACUGUUGAAGAAGUGAAGAAACUUUGUUGUACAUGUCGCAAAUUAGCCAAGUCUGAAAGAGUACUGUUUCAUUAUAAUGGUCAUGGUGUGCCAAAGCCAACUGCAAAUGGUGAAAUUUGGCUGUUUAACAAGAGUUACACACAAUAUAUUCCUCUGCCAGUAAGAGACCUCGAUUCUUGGUUGAGAACACCCUCAAUGUACGUUUUUGACUGCUCUGCUGCAGGAAUGGUUGUGAAUGCCUUUAAAGAGCUCCAGGAUUUGACUCCUUCCAACUCUUCUGGAUCUUCUGUAAGGGAUUGCAUUUUGCUUGCAGCUUGUGAAGCACAUGAGACGCUUCCGCAAAGUGCUGAGUUUCCUGCUGAUGUAUUUACAUCUUGCCUCACCACUCCCAUUAAGAUGGCAUUGAGAUGGUUCUGCACACGUUCGCUGCUUCACGAGUCUCUUACUUAUUCACUAAUAGAUAGAAUACCUGGUCGGCAAACUGACCGUAAGACACUACUUGGGGAGCUGAAUUGGAUAUUUACUGCAGUGACUGACACAAUUGCCUGGAACGUGCUCCCACACGAUUUAUUUCAAAGGUUGUUCAGACAAGACUUAUUGGUUGCAAGCCUGUUCCGAAAUUUCCUACUUGCUGAGAGGAUUAUGCGGUCUGCAAAUUGUUCUCCAAUUUCGCAUCCAAUGUUACCAGCUACCCAUCAGCAUCAUAUGUGGGAUGCCUGGGAUAUGGCUGCUGAAAUGUGUCUUGCUCAGCUUCCGGCAUUGAUUGAGGACCCCAAAGUUGAAUUUCAACCAAGCCCUUUUUUCACGGAACAGUUGACAGCUUUUGAAAUUUGGCUGGAUCAUGGAUCUGAGUACAAGAAGGCUCCUGAGCAGCUGCCAAUUGUUCUUCAGGUUUUACUUAGUCAAUGCCACCGUUUUCGUGCUCUGGUGCUGCUUGGCAGAUUUCUUGAUAUGGGGUCUUGGGCCGUAGAUCUGGCUCUGUCUGUUGGGAUUUUUCCCUAUGUAUUAAAGCUUUUACAGACAACUACUCCAGAACUUCGUCAGAUUCUUGUGUUUAUCUGGACAAAGAUCCUUUCCCUCGAUAAGUCAUGCCAGGUGGAUUUAGUCAAAGAUGAUGGGCACAAAUAUUUCAUUAGGUUCCUCGAUAGUGAAGAAGCUUAUCCAGAACAGCGGGCAAUGGCUGCAUUUGUUUUAGCUGUCAUUGUUGAUGGACAUCGAAGGGGACAGGAAGCCUGUAUUGAAGCUGGUCUUAUACAUGUAUGCUUAAGGCACCUACAGGAUUCAACCGCAAAUGAAGUACAAACUGAGCCAUUAUUUCUUCAGUGGCUUUGCCUGUGUUUGGGAAAACUUUGGGAAGAUUUCACAGAGGGACAGAUAAUAGGUUUGCAAGCAGAUGCCCCAGCCAUAUAUGGACCUCUACUUUCUGAGCCCCAACCUGAGGUUAGAGCUUCAGCUGUGUUUGCGCUUGGCACUCUUUUUGACAUAGGGUUUGACUCAUCUAGCCUAUCUAGGGAUGUUGGAGAUGAAGUAAGUUAUGAUGAUGAUAAUGAUGAAGAUGAAAAAGUGAAGGCUGAAAUUAGUAUUGUAAAGAGCCUUCUAGAUGUUGUUUCAGAUGGAAGCCCAUUAGUAAGAACUGAGGUUGCUGUAGCUUUGGGGCGGUUCGCGUUCGGCCACAACAAGCACUUGAAAUCAGUUGCUGCAGCAAUUUUGAACCACCAGCCUCAUUCAGUACUGAGUUCCCUCCCUUUCUUUGCUAUUAAGGGUACAACAAGUGGCUGUACUUCGGCAAAUUAUUAUUCCCAUACUGGGCCUAUCUUGAAGGCAGGUGGUGAUAGCCAGUCAGUGGUUUGUGAUGGUAGAAUAUCCACCAGUAAUCCCCUAGCUACUUCUGGUGUGAUGCAUGGGUCGCCAGUUUCUGAUGAAUCAUCUCAACAUUCAGAUUCUGGUAUAUUGACCAACUGCAUUAGUAAUGGCGUCAUUGAUCGUGCUCACUCAAGACAUUUGGACAACGGAUUUUAUUCACAAUGUGUAUCUGCUAUGUGUACACUAGCCAAGGACCCAUCACCACGAAUUGCAAGUCUUGGCCGGCGGGUCCUGUCAAUCAUUGGGAUUGAACAAGUUGUGACGAAACUUACCAAGUCCACUGGCCAUGUAAGUUCAAGUGAAUCUACUACACCUCCAACCAGUAGUCUUGCUGGACUAGCACGAUCAUCUUCUUUAUUCGACCUGAAUGCGGGACACUUGUCUAUGACUUUCAGAACUCCUCCAGUUAGUCCUCCUCAACCGACUUACUUCACAACGGGCCUGCGAAGAGUUUAUUCUUUGGAGUUGAGGCCACACCUAGUGAGUACUCCAGACUCGGGAUUAGCUGAUCCGCUUCUGGGUUCUCUUGGAGCUUCUGGUUCCUCUGAGCGCAGCUUCCUUCCGAAGUCAACUAUCUACAAGUGGAGUUGUGAUCACUUUACAAAACCCCUUCUUACUGCCGCAGAUGAUAGCAAUGAAAUAAUUUCAAAAAGAGAGGAGAGGGAAAAAUUUGCCUUUGACCAGAUUUUAAAAUGCCAGCACUCAUCUAUUAACAAGCUUCACAAUCAAAUUGCUGGAUGGGAUACAAGAUUUGAGGCUGGUGCCAAAAUAACUUUGCUGCAACCUUUUUCACCCGUUGUCAUUGCGGCAGAUGAGUGUGAGCGUAUCAGGGUAUGGAAUUAUGAGGAAGCCACCUUGCUAAAUUCUUUUAGUAAUCAUGAUUAUCCAUACAAAGGUAUAUCAAACCUCAGCUUAAUAAAUGAGCUUGAUGACAGCUUACUUCUUGUUGCAUCUAGUGAUGGAAGUAUCCGAAUAUGGAAAGAUUACAGUGCUAAAAGCCGACAGAAACUUGUUACUGCCUUUUAUUCAAUCCAAGGUCCUAGGCCUGGUGUUCCUAGCCUGAAUGCUGUUGUUAAGUGGCAGCAGCAAUCAGGCAUUUUGUAUGCUUCUGGGAAAUUAUCAUCUAUCGCGGUAUGGGAUCUUGACAAGGAGCAGCGUAUUAACUCCAUUCCUUUGCAGUCAGAAUGUAGCGUCUCAGCGAUGUCUGCUUCUCUAAUACAUGGCAGGGAGUUUGCAGCUGGAUUUACAGAUGGUUCAGUCAGACUCUUUGACAUUCGAACACCUGACAUGCUCGUCUGUGCAACUCAAUUACAUACCCAAAAAGUUGUGGGGAUGGGUUUCCAGCCUGGUCUUGAUCCUGCUAAGAUUGUCAGUGCUUCACAUGCUGGUGACAUUCAGUUCCUUGAUUUUAGGCAUCACCGUGAUGCGUACUUAACAAUUCAUGCCCACAGGGGAUCGCUUGCAGCUUUAGCUGUUCAUAGACAUGCUCCUCUUAUAGCUAGUGGAUCAGCCAAACAGCGUAUCAAAGUCUUUAAUAUGGACGGUGAGCAAUUAGGGACCAUCCAAUAUUACCCCACUUUUAUGGCCCAGAAGAUAGGAUCAGUAAGCUGCCUCACUUUCCAUCCUUACCAAGUAAUGCUAGCUGCCGGUGCUGCAGAUGGGUGUGUUUCAAUCUAUGCUGAUGAGAUCUCCUCACCAAGAUUUUAAUGAUACUUCAGGAGUCGUAACACUAGGUAAUCCUGGAGAAUCAGAUUCCAGGGGCAAUAUCAUCAACGAAUUGCUAUAUGCAAGAUUCUGCUUCUUAUCGAAAAUCAAACUGUGAAAAUACAAGGCUAGUUGCUUGGAAUUUGUAUUCUAAAAUAUUGGUCCGCCCUGCAUUGCUAAGGUGAUACAAAAUGAUUAAAGGACAGUGCAUGGCGAUGCAUCAACAAUCUUACAUGUAGGUAGAAAGAUGUAAAUAGUGUCUAAAGAUGUAAAUAUUUACUCUUCCAUUACAUGUUAGUUCCCUCUUGUGCUAGGUGUAAAUAUUGUUUAAAUGUAACCGUAAUGACUGUCCAUGUAAAAUAUUUGUUUAUUUGUAUAUAUGGAAGGCUUAGGCUUUGAUGUUA